Medicago truncatula (barrel medic) is the source of this 1299-nucleotide messenger RNA. RefSeq lists its product as uncharacterized. Gene Ontology annotation, cellular component: endoplasmic reticulum membrane; endoplasmic reticulum. The coding region runs from base 71 to 1165 and encodes 364 amino acids. Gene Ontology annotation, biological process: post-translational protein targeting to membrane, translocation. The transcript is spliced from 5 exons. NCBI's taxonomy places the organism in Eukaryota, Viridiplantae, Streptophyta, Magnoliopsida, Fabales, Fabaceae. The record is from RefSeq and is a predicted model, not a curated record.
UGUAUUGAAUCUUCUUGUACUAAAAAGAAAAAAAUAGAGAGAGAAAACAUAACAUAGGUUAACAGAAAUAAUGAAGAAAUCAUCGGGAGGCGCGGCAGAGAAGAAACGCGUCCGACGCUCCUCCGCACCAGAUCCCUCCACCGACGUUCCUCCUAGGAAACAAGCUGUGAAGAAGGAUGUGUAUCAGGUGUUUGCUGAGAAAGUGAGAGACCAUAAGGAGUUGGUUUCGAGAUGGGCUGUUUUACAGGAGACACGUGUCGAGUAUUUUAGAGGGAAGGAUUUUGUGAGCUUCUUGAAAAAUCAUCCGGAGGUUAAAGACAUUCUGGAAUCAGACAGGAGUUUAGAAACAGAGGACAUUGCUAACAUUUUACUUGAGAAAAAUCUUUUAGUUCGCUGUGAUCGUGUGGUAAAAACUCUUCGUCCUGGGAAGAAAAAGCUGUCUACUUGGCCUGCUCAUUUAGAAAUUUUCCCUGAACAAGCAUUUUCCGAAAAUGAUGCUUUUUUUGCAUGGACAUUUGUAAAACGACAUCCACUUUGGCAGACACUCCUAUCUUUUUUCUGGCCUGUGUUAACAUUGGCUAUUUGCUUAUUUCCCGUGUACCCUCAUAGCUGCAAGCUCUUAAUACUUUACUCGUGCGCUGGGAUCCUUUUUCUCAUCCUCUCUCUUCUGUUGAUAAGAGGUACAAUAUUUGGCGUUCUAUAUAUUCUUGUUGGAAAGCGGAUCUGGUUUUUCCCUAACAUCCUUGCGGAGGAAGCAACACUGCGAGAGUUGUUCAGAUUUUGGCCAAAGAAAGAUGAAGAGGAAAGGCCGAAAUGGACAACAAGGAUUUUCUAUGCUGUGGUGGCUGUACUGUUCAUAUUACUUCUGAGGCAUCAUGCACCUGAUGAAGCUGCAAGAGCAAGGUAUCAGAAGAGAGUAUCUAACAUCAUUGAUGAUGUUCUUGAAUGGUCUCCUAGUUUAGCCUUGUCUGGGAUGAUGGACAAACAGAAUGUGACUAAUGCCACAGGGUCCACUGAUGCUGCCUCACAAGGCAGCACAACAGGACCGGAGCAUGAAGCUCCAACUGACAGUAAUGAUGAAAAAUCUUUCUCGGAACAAUAUAAUACUGAAGAAGUCAUUGAAAACAUAGAGGAUGUAGGUGAAGAUGAUAAACAGUAUGAUUAAUGGGUAAUCAUAUACCUAAAAUACAUCUAGUGACUAGAUCACAAUUUUCCUUUUUAUGUGAGUGUAAAAGUACAAUGUGUGAAAUAAUAACAGUAAAAGUGGUUCGCUUUCAAAUAGAUCCUUAUUAAGGAUAA